AUGACAGGAUUAUCUCAGCAUAUCCAAAAAGUCCUUGGGAAGGUGCCAUCUCUCUAUCACGGACCUGGUGGGGCCGUUGCGGUACUGAGGGACGGUGAACUCGUUGGCCAACAUGUUUGGGGCUACGCAAACCUCGAACAAAGGAUACCCAUGGAGAGCUCUACACUCAUGCCGAUCUGCUCGAUUACGAAACAAAUGCUAUGCAUGAUCCUAGUGGACCUCGAACGCAACCCUACCCCGGAGAUAGCGAAACGGGGAGACGUGCGCCAGCAGCUAGCAGACAGUCUGAAAGAGGUAGUCAAAGUGGAGAUUCUUGAACAUACUGGACUAGAUAUUGAAGACCUCUGCAACAAUCAGUCCGGAAUUCGCGACUACUGGGCCAUGUCCAUGUUUUGGGGUACUCAGCCGGACGGAGUAUUCACACUGUCUGAAGAUGCCAAGAAAGCGCUUGGUCGGACAAAGUCGCUGCAUUUCCAGCCAGGAACACAAUACGCUUACUCCAACCUCAAUUUCCAUAUUCUCGCUCGCGUUAUUGAGAGAGUGGCGGGGUCCACGAUUGAGGAUCUCCUGACCGAGCGGCUGUUCUCUUCCGCCCGCAUGUUGACUGCCGCGUUUUGCGAAGAUAAUGCACAUCUCCCUAGACCUUGUGUUGGAUAUGAAGGCAAUGGGUCAUUUGGUUUUAUACCGGCUGUCAAUCGUGUUCAGUGGUCUGGCGACGCGGGUGUGGUAGCUUCGCUGGAAGACAUGAUUGCUUAUGAGCAGUACUUGGACAAGUCCUGGUUUGAAGAGCAGAGUCUCUAUCGCGCAAUUGCAGAACCACCGUUGUUCAAGGAUGGGACGCCUGCAAGAUAUGGACAUGGCCUGGCUCAUGUGAGAGUUGGAGGUGUCGAUACAAUUGGUCAUGGAGGCUCCCUGCGAGGGUUCUGUCUGCAUAGACUCCAAGCACCAUCCGAACGUUUGGCGAUUGUGGUCAUGCUCAACCAUGAAAUCGAUGCUGAGAUCAUAGCUGAGUAUAUUAUGAAAGAUGUUCUUGAUUUAAAUCAACCGAAUUCAUCAACCACUGGUGAUUUCGGGGUCAGCCAUAGCUGGCUUGGGACAUUUUUCGAUCCCGAGGCUCAACUAGCCCUGACUGUCCGCGAAGACGGCCCUAAUCGUGUGAGCAUCCGCUACGCAGACCACGAUGAAACGGCGGUUCUCUUUGAUGUGAAUAAGGCAAGCUCAGGAACGAUGUCCGCAAUCUUCAGUGAUGAUUCGAUUCAGCUUCAUCGCCAAGAUGAUAACCGAGUCGUCAACGCGAGGCGCAUCCGGAAACCCGAGGAGCAGAUCAAGACAGAUUAUGUUGGACAAUAUCGGUGUGCUGAGAUUGAUUCAGUCUUCACCUGCUCUGGAACAGGAGGCAUGUUGUAUGGAUCGUUUGAGGGCUUCUUGGGCCAUGGCCCUAUGCACUUAAUGCGAUAUCUAGGGGAGGAUAUCUGGUUCCUCACGUGUCCGCGAGGUCUAGAUGCUCCUGCACCUGGAGAUUGGACUGUUGUCUUUGAGCGGGAUGAGAAUGGUGCAAUUGUCAGCGUUGUCAUGGGCUGUUGGCUGGCAAGGAACGUCCAGUUUGACAGGCUAUAA
Molecule: messenger RNA, 1617 nt
Organism: Penicillium cataractarum
Lineage: Eukaryota; Fungi; Ascomycota; Eurotiomycetes; Eurotiales; Aspergillaceae
Product: D-aminopeptidase
Exons: 1
Coding region: 1-1617 (538 amino acids)
Molecular function (GO): aminopeptidase activity
Source: RefSeq, a predicted model, not a curated record